UACAUCUGUACAUUUACACGUAUGUGAGUGGCUAUAUAUAUUAGUUAAGUCACAUUGUUGUUGUAUGUUCUGCUUUGGUUUGGUUUGUGUUGUUGGAAGUAAAGAUAUAGUUAGCUCUCGGAAAUGGGACGGUCAGUGUGUUGGGCAGCUGGGUUAGUGAUGAUGCUGGUGGUGGCGGCAGCGGCGGACGGUGGAGAUGUUGAAUACGACGGGAGGUCAUUGAUAGUCAACGGGAAGAGGAAGAUUCUGUUUUCGGGGUCUAUUCAUUACCCUCGGAGUACUCCUGAUAUGUGGCCAUCUUUGAUUUCCAAAGCCAAACAAGGAGGAUUACAAGUUAUACAGACAUAUGUAUUCUGGAACCUCCAUGAACCUACACCUGGACAGUAUGAUUUCAGUGGAAGGAAUGACAUAGUAGGCUUUAUAAAGGAGAUUCAAGCUCAGGGAUUAUACGUGAGCCUGCGCAUCGGGCCUUUCAUUGAGGCUGAAUGGACAUACGGAGGUCUGCCAGUUUGGUUGCAUGACGUCCCUGGAAUUAUUUACCGAACUGACAAUGAACCGUUUAAGAAUCUGAUGCACAACUUCACAGCUAAAAUAGUCGGCAUGAUGAAGUCCGAGGGACUAUAUGCUUCCCAAGGAGGACCAAUCAUUCUAUCACAGAUUGAAAAUGAGUACAAGAAUGUAGAAUCUGCAUUUCAUGAGGGAGGACCAGCUUAUGUUCGUUGGGCCGCAGAAAUGGCUGUGGGACUCCGUACUGGUGUGCCAUGGAUGAUGUGUAAGCAAGACGAUGCUCCGGAUCCAGUGAUAAAUGCAUGCAAUGGUAUGAAAUGCGGAGAAACAUUUGUGGGGCCAAACUCGCCAAAUAAGCCUUCACUCUGGACCGAAAACUGGACAUCAUUCUUACAAACAUAUGGUGAAGAAGCGCCUAUAAGAUCAGCCGAGGACAUUGCAUAUAAUGUUGCACUAUUCAUAGUGACAAAGAAUGGGAGCUUCAUAAAUUAUUAUAUGUAUCACGGAGGAACCAAUUUUGGAAGAACGGGAGCAGCCUACAUUAUAACAAGUUAUUAUGAUCAAGCUCCUCUUGAUGAGUAUGGUCUGACCAGGCAACCUAAAUAUGGCCAUCUAAAGGAACUUCAUGCAGCAGUAGACUCAUGUUCAGAGACAAUACUUUCAGGAACAAAAAACAACUUAUCUCUGGGCCAAAGCCAACAAGCAUACGUAUACCAAGGAAAAUCAGGAGAGUGUGCGGCCUUUCUUGUGAAUACUGAUAAACGCGAAACAGUUCAUGUGGAAUUUAAAAAUUCUUCAUAUCAAUUGCCGCCAAAAUCAAUAAGCAUCUUACCUGAUUGCAAGACAGUAGCAUUUAACACAGCAAAGGUGAACACACAAUUCAACACACGUUCAAUGAUACCGAGCUUGAGGCUUAAUUCUGCUGAAAGAUGGGAAAUGUUCAGUGAACCUAUUCCCCAGUACAAUGAGGCCAUAAUCAAAGCUAAUAUGUUGCUGGAGCAAACGAGUACUACAAAAGAUGUAUCUGACUACCUUUGGUAUACAUUCAGCCUUCAGAAGAACUCCUCUGAUUCUAAAUCUACACUCAAUGUCGACACUCUUGGACAUGCUAUACUGGCGUAUGUAAAUGGAGAUUUUGUAGGUUCUGCACACGGGUCACGCAAAACUAAUACUCCCAGUCUGCAGAGCCAAAUUCAAUUAAACAGAGGGGUAAACAAGAUAGCAUUGCUUAGCGUGAUGGUUGGAUUAAAGGAUUCGGGGGCAUUCCUAGAGCACGUGUAUACUGGAAUACGAAGUGUGACUAUACAAGACAAACAAACUUCAAAUUACACACACUAUCCUUGGGGCUAUCAGGUCGGAUUGCUGGGUGAGAAACUGCAAGUGUACACAAGCACGGGAUCAAGUAAGGUGGAGUGGAACAAGUAUAGUUCAUCCAAGCAGCUCACAUGGUAUAAGACAGUAUUCGAUGAACCUGAAGGCAGUGAACCUGUUGCAUUAAACCUUGGUUCCAUGGGAAAAGGCGAAGCCUGGGUGAAUGGCCAAAGUAUUGGUCGGUAUUGGGUCUCAUUUCAUACCCCCGCAGGAAAGCCAUCUCAGACAUCGUACCACGUGCCUAGGUCAUUCCUGAAACCUAAAGGGAACUUGUUAGUUUUAUUCGACGAAGAAUUUGGGAAUCCUCUUGACAUCUCCAUAGACACUGUCUCUGUCACAAAAGUGUGCACUCACAUCUCAGAAUCAAGUGACCGAAUAAUUUCAUCAAAGGGGGAUAAAAAGAAGAAGCAAGAAACGUCGGCCAAAGCUCAUCUUCGUUGUCCCCCAAAAAAGUUCAUCUCCAAGAUCCUAUUUGCAAGCUUUGGUACCCCUUUGGGCGACUGUGAAAAUUAUUCAGUUGGAAGGUGUCAUGCAUCAAACUCUAAAGCAGUUGUGGAAAGGGCUUGUGUGGGAAAAAGAGAGUGCUCAGUUGGCUUGUCGUCCAAAAAGUUUAAGGGUGACCCAUGCCCAGGCGUUCCUAAACACCUUAUCAUUCAAGCUCAAUGCCAUUCUCAUCCGGACCUCUCUUUAAACUUGACAGCAAGGGAACAAAGUAACCUUCUUUCAUAGGCUUAGGCAGCUUAGGCUUGUUGUUAAAUAAAGUUCAAAAUUACUUUUAAUCCCUCUCAUGUAUUAAAUGCAGCUUAGAACGCUGCUAGUUUUGGUGCCUGUAUUCUUGGAUCAUCAAAAAAUUAAUAUUUUAUUUUUUCAA
Messenger RNA from Daucus carota subsp. sativus, 2749 nucleotides. RefSeq names its product beta-galactosidase 16. Bases 124 to 2607 code for a protein of 827 amino acids. Gene Ontology annotation, molecular function: beta-galactosidase activity; carbohydrate binding. The record is from RefSeq and is a predicted model, not a curated record. NCBI's taxonomy places the organism in Eukaryota, Viridiplantae, Streptophyta, Magnoliopsida, Apiales, Apiaceae. Gene Ontology annotation, biological process: carbohydrate metabolic process. Gene Ontology annotation, cellular component: cell wall; vacuole. The transcript is spliced from 19 exons.